CACUGCCCCUCAAACCGGCCCCGAACCAGGAAGUGACCGGACACAUCGCGUUUUUUCUUUGUUUUAAACUCAAGUUACAGAUUAAAACUCGGGUUUAAAACAAGAUGGAGCUUUUGUGACGGUGGAUGAAGAUAUAACAUCCGUUUGAAACUGAUCUGGGUCCGAGGAACAGGUUCGUCUCCUCUCCAUGUGAAGAGCUGCAGCCGGAGCUCCCCCCCCGACAUGUCUUCACGCCCGCUUCUCUCCGUCCUGCUGCUGCUGCUCUGUGGCCGGGCGGCACAGGCAGCUCCGAGCCAAUCAGAGGACGAGGACGCCUGGUCCCCUGCACGGAUGGUGGCCGACCCCUCCGACCGGGUCAUGGUGGUGAAGGAGGGCUCGGACGCCCUGAUCGAGUGCAACGUGACCCGAGGCCACGCCGACGUGAAGUGGUUCAGCCCUCAAGGAGCCGAGCUGGGGGGGGAAGCAGGUGAGAAGUGGCAGAUCGAGGAGAACGGCUCCCUGAACAUCAGUUCGCUCUCCUUCGACGACCGAGGCCGAUACACCUGUGUAACCACCAGUGACGGUGGCGCCACCAGAAACUACACGGUCACGGUGCGGGUGGCCUACAGCUCCAGCGGCCUGGGCCUGUACUUUGUCAUCGUCUGCCUCAUCACCUUCACCAUCAUCAUGAUCCUCAACGUGGCGCGGCUCUGCAUGGUCGGCAGCCACCUCAAGAAGACGGAGAACGCCAUCAACGAGUUCUUCCGCACCGAGGGCGCCGAGAAGCUGCAGAAGGCGCUCGAGGUCGCCAAGCGCAUCCCCAUCAUCACGUCGGCCAAGACGCUGGAGCUCGCCAAGGUCACGCAGUACAAGACCAUGGAGUUCGCCCGUCACAUGGAGGAGCUGGCCCGGAGCGUCCCGCUGCCGCCGCUGAUCAUGAACUGCCGAACGGUGGAGGAGGAGAACGCGGAGAAGGGAAACGCCGCGUCAGGCCGAGCGGAGCCGGUCAGGGCGGUGAUACCGGGGAACCGACCAGCUAUAGGCCCGCCGUGCUCUGAGCAGAGCGGAGAGGACGAGGACGUGUGCGAGGCGCUGCUGUCCGGCGAGCGGCGAGGGAACGAUGGAGACGUCGCCGUCCAAGUGUCCGUCCACGCCGUUUCUGAGAAGGUUGUCGGUGAGAAUAAAGAGGAGGAGACGCUCGCAGCCGGUUCACAGACACAUGUGACCAUGGAGAGCAACGUGUAGCAGGAGACGUGUCCUGAGAAGUAGAGCUGAACGGAUCAUUAGAAAGUAGAGGUGUCGUGGUUUGUUGCUUUUUUCUGCUCAUUGAUUCCUCGUCUUGUUGAAUCUUUGGCCCCAAAUCGGAAAAUUGGCUUGUUUGACAUAGAAGAAAAGAUAAAAUACGUAAAAAUAAUCCAAAAUGAAUCAAAUGAAAGUUCUCUCUCUCGGUGUAGUAGUUGAAUUCCCUCCAUAACAUCUUUACCUCCGCCAUCGACAUCCUGUCCCCCCCCCCCCCACGUCCAGGUGUUUGUCAGAUUUGAUUUCCACAGGUCAGGUGAUCGAUGGCCCACGGCUCAGGGAAGAACUCCCGGUGAAUCCAGGAUUUCACUUUCUUUGACGCUGUGAGAUUCUAGGAUUCACCAACUUCUCAGAGAACAUCUCGUGGAUGUUGAUGAACAGAAACCCGACACAUUUAGAGGGCCGGUAUAAACGAGUGUGUGUGUGUGAUUUCGUGCUGUUUGCAUUAAAGGAACUGUUUGAGCUCUACUCAGGUUUGAUGUUUGACAUCAUGACAUCAUGUGAAAAUCCUUCUUUCUUGUAUUUGCUCAGUCUUGUUCCUGCUGUAAAAAAAAUCUCACGUAGUUUUUGACAAUUUUGUCUUUAAUAGUCUUUCGUCAAUCCAACAGUUGUGUCACCUUAACUCGUGCCUGGAGAAAGGUCAGCGGGUCAAACACAGAUCCACGUGGCAUCAAACAGGAUCACAGCUCGGAGCAGCAGCAGGUCUUUGAUCUCUUUGUUCCUCGGUAGGAAGACGCCAGACGCUGUCGUUCAGUCCAAAUGUUAUUCAAGUCCCAGUUUCCUGAAGAGAUGAUGUUAUUCUCUGAGUGUCUUUAUUCAUCAGGUCAGGGUUUUUACAUUUUAUACAUCAGAACUUGAAAACCUCAGAUCGAAACAGCUGCUGUGGUUUUUCAGGCUCUGGAGGUAACAGACGAUAAAGGAAAGUUUUUAAAUCCAAUGAAAACUUGAAAACUCGACUUUCAGAGAUUUGUAAUAAAAUCACAUCAUGUUUGGUUUGUAAACAAUCAGUUCCACAACGUGUCGACUCUGGUUGAACAAAAUGCUUCUGUUGUGUUUUGCUAUGUGUGAUGUUAUCGUGUGAAAUGGUUCGAUGGUGUUUAGAUGUUUUAAAGGCUUUGCUUCUCAGGGACGUAAAUCAGCUGUUUUUCAUCUGACAGCAGCAGAAAAAAACAUAAUUGACAAUAAAAAAAAAUAAAAAUGAAAA
This is a messenger RNA of Pleuronectes platessa (European plaice), 2482 nucleotides long. RefSeq names its product microfibrillar-associated protein 3-like. The transcript has 3 exons. Lineage: Eukaryota; Metazoa; Chordata; Actinopteri; Pleuronectiformes; Pleuronectidae. The record is from RefSeq and is a predicted model, not a curated record. The coding region runs from base 223 to 1224 and encodes 333 amino acids.